Messenger RNA from Marmota flaviventris (yellow-bellied marmot), 666 nucleotides. It is a transcript of the gene Myl2, whose product is annotated as myosin light chain 2. NCBI's taxonomy places the organism in Eukaryota, Metazoa, Chordata, Mammalia, Rodentia, Sciuridae. Gene Ontology annotation, molecular function: calcium ion binding. The record is from RefSeq and is a predicted model, not a curated record.
CCAGCGUGCUACCGCUUGAGCCACAUCCCCAGCCCUCAUUCGUGGUUUUUAUUAAGGUCAGGAGGUUUCCACUGUCACUGCUCUCCAAUGGCAGGACACUCCCAUCACCCUCAAAAGAACCUCAGUCCUGUGAGCAGCCCCUCCCACCUGCCCCCUGUGGCUGUGCCUGGGCUGAGUGCAGAAUAUCCCAGAAGCCUGGGUGCCCCAACCCUCAGCCCAGCCUCCUGGACUGACCAGCCGGUCCCUUCCCUUCCACAGGCCUUCACCAUCAUGGACCAGAACAGGGAUGGCUUCAUUGACAAGAACGAUCUGAGGGACACUUUUGCCGCCCUUGGGCGUGUGAACGUGAAGAACGAGGAAAUCGAUGAAAUGAUCAAGGAGGCUCCGGGGCCCAUUAACUUCACCGUGUUCCUGACAAUGUUUGGGGAGAAACUCAAGGGGGCGGACCCCGAGGAGACCAUCCUCAACGCAUUCAAGGUGUUCGACCCGGAAGGCAAAGGGGUGCUGAAGGCCGACUACGUGCGGGAGAUGCUGACCACACAGGCAGAGAGGUUCUCCAAGGAGGAGAUCGACCAGAUGUUCUCGGCCUUCCCCCCUGACGUGACGGGCAACCUGGACUACAAGAACCUGGUGCACAUCAUCACCCACGGGGAGGAGAAGGACUGA